CAGAAGUUGAUCCAAGCCAUUUCGAGACGAAAAAGAAAAUUCACUUUAUUCCGUCAGCUGACUCGUACCAGUGCGGUUGUUCUCCACUAAAGUUCUUCCUUUUUACGUAAACCAUUCCCAUCAUCAGAUACAAAAGAAAAAGUGCUAAAAGGAAAAGUGUUUCUGAAAGCUUUUGCAGAGUUAUUAAAAAAAAUACCGGAAAAAGAUACACUUCUGUCGACCUACCAACCGACCGAGCGACCGACAACGACGACGCGUGUGAAAAUUUUCAUUUACUCGUAUACAAAACAAAUAUCCUGUGACCUCCAGAUAACCGCUUCAUAGUUACAUAUUGCCGCAGCAUCCCUCUUAACUCGGCCCGAAACUGCUUUUAAACUCGUAGAUUUUCAUAAAAGAAAGCAAAAACGACUUCAACAACAAAAAUGGGUUCACCAGCCGUUAAAUCCCACAAACGCAUCCAGAAAUCAACAUCGGCGUCACAAGUUUGUAUGACAACUUCCGUUGCCGACGAAUGUCUUGUGGAAUCCAAGCUAUUCAGUUGGAUGCGGUUAUUCCGGUUUGUGUCUUUGCUAUGCCGACAAGAAUAAUAAAAUGACAGCGGCGCUAGUGUCUUCCGCAUUAUCCUAUACACACACACAACUCCAAUAAUUACCGGUUGGAUUUUAUUUAUCAACCGUUAAAAAACAAAAACAACAAAAUGACAAAAAAGCAAUUAUUAACUAUUGUUAACUAGUAGGGUCACAAACCAAAAAUAAUAAAAACCGUUAUGCCACUAGAAUUUGAAUUUAAAAUACUGUUAAACUGUUUGAAAUACAAAAAAAAUGGUUAAUUUUUUUAAUUUAAUUUUUUGAAAUAAAAAAAAAUGUAAACUUCACCUUAAUUUUAUUUCUUCCUUAAAAUUUCUUUUUUUAAUAAUUUAGAAAAUUUAAAAACUGUAUUGAAAUAUUAGAAAUGCAUGGAACUAGACUUGCAGAUAAUGUGACGCCAGGCGUCUUAGAUUGUUUAAAUUAUAAACAAAGUAAAAAAAUAAAAUUAAUUAGAAAGAAAAGUUUUAUCAAGUUUUGAGUAGAGAUCAAUUAAAUCAAUGCCAAUUAAACUUUACUCUAUUACUAAAUCUACUGUUAUUAUACGAUCUAUACUUAUCAUUUUUAAAAGAAAACAUUUAUUAAAAAACAAACAAAAAAAAAACAAAUAUUUAAAAUGAAAAAAACUAUGCAUUUGUUAUUAGAUUGUAAUUUUUAGAAAUUUAAAUUUAAGAAUGUAAGCAAACUACAAAAACAUGAUGCAAUAAAACCGUUCAUUGUUCAAAGAG
This is a messenger RNA of Eupeodes corollae, 1312 nucleotides long. RefSeq lists its product as uncharacterized. Lineage: Eukaryota; Metazoa; Arthropoda; Insecta; Diptera; Syrphidae. The record is from RefSeq and is a predicted model, not a curated record. The transcript is spliced from 2 exons. The coding region runs from base 423 to 587 and encodes 54 amino acids.